Paralichthys olivaceus (Japanese flounder) is the source of this 3304-nucleotide messenger RNA. The record is from RefSeq and is a predicted model, not a curated record. Lineage: Eukaryota; Metazoa; Chordata; Actinopteri; Pleuronectiformes; Paralichthyidae.
UCCUUCGCCAUCGCCAUCCAAUCAGACGACACCAGUGUUUAUCCGUCGAAAACAGCCAAGAUGGAGUGCUCGCUCAGCGUCUCUGGAUCCUCACCAAAGACCGACGACCUGGCGUACGAAGUGCGUUGGUUCUUCACCAGGCUGCGUGGUGGACAGACGACGACCCAGGUGGCCAGUGUCGACCGCUUCGGCAUCAUGAAGAGGGAGGAGCGCAACUCCUCCAGCGAAGUUGCCAUAGAGCGCAAGGACACGCACACCUACCUGAUGAACAUCUUCGGCACUCAGGACAGUGACAGCGGUGAGUAUUACUGCGUGGCCACGCCCUGGUACCUGUCAGCCUCCACGGGAGCCUGGACUCAAGGUGUAGAGCUGACGUCGUCCCGAGUCUUCCUCACGGUCCAGUUCGCUGUGUGGGACUCUCUACAGUUACCUCUUCUAUACGGUGCAUCGGCCUCAAUAGGUGUGGGCCUCUUCUCUCUGGUUCUGGGUCUGGUUUGCGCCCAUUGCUGUUGCCGCAACACCACGCACACUCCACGCUCACGCAACAAACUGAUGGACCUGGAGAUGGACUGACAAACACUUUCCCCCGCACCCUCACACUGCAGCAGCGCUCACAGGAAGCACCACACACACAACAGACACACGCCCGUAGACGAUUUCUGGGACACGCAGCUGUUUCCGGGCGACGGACGUUGGGAGUAAAACGGUGUGCCGCUUCGGAAACAGUAGCGCAACUGAGGUGCUCUGGAUUUAUUAGCUCUGCAGUGGGGGAGCAGGGGACUGUUUGCUUUUAUUUUUACAAGGACCGAGGAGGAAGUAGCCUUUGAGACUUGUCCACAGUUUGAAUUUUGGAGGGACAGGAGACUUUUGAGACAUCACUGCCACUUGGGAAUAAAGGACCACUUACACAUCUGCUGCCUCUGCAACCACUAGGGAUAACAAGUGGAGCACUCAGGCUGGACGACAUGCUUUCCUUUUUUUGAUUUCCUCUAACGCCAUGGCUUCCUGCAAAGUGUCUGUUCCUGAUCCUGUUAUUGGAUCUCAGAGUCGAGGCACGCCAGCGUACCCUGUUGCAUUUGUGAAGCUGGGGGGUGGAGAGACGGAGGUGGCUUUUCUUUUCACCUGUUUGUUUGGACUUUGUGUCUGCAAGGGUUUCAAUCACAUGGCUGAAGUUAUUUUGUAUUUGCGGAGGCUGAUGUUUUAGGCAGCCCGAGCCUUAUUUCUGUCCCGGACAAGGUCGCGGUUUAAGCGAUCGUCUUCGUUCGGUCGGCAGAGGUCCAAGAAAACAAAAGUGCUCCACGUGUUUUCCUCACACGAGAGGUAUUGCACUAGAACUCCCACCCCAGAGUAUUCCUACCUUAACAAAGGGACAAGAUAAACCUUUAUUCUCACCUCUAGUUUUUUGAAAAUUAAGAGAUUUUAAAUCAAGAGACAUUUUUAAGCUUUACAAGGAGAUAUGCAGUUGGUGUGUGUUGUGUGUGAGAAAUACUGUACGUGGUGCCAACAUGUGAACAAACCGAGGUGUGCUUGGUUCAUUUAUGCCAGAUCAACACUUGAACAGCCGCUUAAAGUGGCGACAACGAGCACUCUUCUUUUCUAGGUAUUCAGAAGUGUAUCCAGCUGUUAUUUUUGCCUGAGUCUUGUGUGUGUUUUCGUACACCGUGUGUGAGCGCUGUGCUACAGUAUGCGAGGCAAAGAGUUGCAUGUACUGUUUUUUUUUAAAGGCGUAAUGGUCAUCCGUGAGUAACACAGGCCCCUUUGCAGGGUCUCGUUUUGAUGACAUCAAAGUGUCCCACAUCCAGAUCUUUAAACCCAGCUGUCACUCCCCUGAUCAAGACACGACUGUUGUAACGAGACUGUGGGCGUCGCCAGAAACUUUCUGAGCAGGAAAAUCUUGAGGCUUUUAGAAGAACUGGUUCAGCAUUUUGAGAAAUAUGCUUAUUUGCUUUUUUUUAUUUCUGAAGACCUUUUUCACCCGAACUCUGGUGUCGCUGGUGUGGUUAGAGUAGCUUAGCAUACAGACCGAAAACAGGAGCAAGUGGCUAAUCUGGUUCUGAGAAACAGAAACGUUUCUACAAACGAAAUGUAAAACUGACAAUUUGCAAUUGUAUAACUAUUUGUUUUGGCAGAUGGAAAAAAUUGGAGGAUUAAACUCCUCUUUUAAAUCACUAACUGUCGUUUUGUUCAUGUACAGUUUAAACAAAUUCAAUACAGCAUUAAUAAGUGACAUUUACGAUAUUACCUCCUAAUUUGUUUAACGAAAUGAGAACCAAACAUCACUGAGACAUUGUUGAUGUUUUCCGCAGCUCGUCUAGCAGUUCCCCUCUGUUUCCAUGUUUUUGUGCUAAGCUGUGAUAAACAUCUGCCGGACCCAAUGUUGGCAAACAAGCACAUGUUUUCAAAAUGUCUGAGUGUUCCUUUGUAAGCGGUUUCAGAGAUUCCAACUCCAACACAAGCUGCGCCCCCUUUUUCAAAUAAAUUAAGAUGUUUUACCUUAUUUUUCCCUUUUUCUUUUUAACAGUGCACUUAACAGGUAAAAUUGAAAGAGAUCACGUUUGAAAUCUCUCACGACCGGCUGAGCCAGACAUCUGUUGAGUGUGAAUGAACUUGUGGUGGCUGGUGUAUCGUGUUUGACCACACACACACACACACAUACACACAGUUCCAGUAAAAACACACAACUUGAGGAAGUUUGUGUUCAAACUCAGCAGGAUCCAAUUAAAACUGUUAGUUUAGUAAUAAGACGUGCCGGGCCGACUGGGCUGGGACAGAGCUUUGUUUUUUGCAUUUGAAAUAGAUUUACAAGGUAUUUAAAGCAACUAUCAGAACUUUAUGAGCAAUAUGAGACUUUUUUUCUUUAUUUUAAACCAAUAUAUGAUCUGAAUCAACUAAAAAGGAAUGAAAUCUGACGUCCACAUUGGAUACCAGAACAAACCUUCGAUCUGUGCUGCUGUUUGGACGUUAGAGCUUGUUCCCCUGACUAUUUUGUGAAAUAUUGAUGAUUAUAUGUGUGUUUUGGUUUGAUUGAUGGUGACGGAAACUUCCAGUAGGUCUCCAUUAAUCCAGCCCACUCUGUGUUAGUGCUGUGGCAAUAUUCAAUAUAGGUUUUUACCACUAACACACAUACAUGAGCUCACAGGUGAAUAAUAGGGCUCUGGGCCGAGUGCUUUUAUCUCUUAAAGCAUUGAGACACAUCACUGAACACGUCACGGCAAAGCUUUCCCAGUGUCUUUUCAUUUGAUCAUUUUAUCGCAAUGAGUAUGAUGAAUUAUGUCUUUUUAAAUAAAUAGAUUUGUAAGAUGUA